AGUAGUAGUCUCUUUCUUUUCCUCACCAAUACCAUUCUUGCUCCUAAUUUCUCUUCUGUCAAACACCAAUUUUACUACAGAUUCAGUUAAGCAUUCACUCAAACAUAUAAUCUACAUACCAGUUUUGUCUUCUCAGUUGUUCCUCAUUCGCCGAUUGGGUCGCCGGUUUCCGGCAUGGGACUCCGGCAUAUCCGAAAACCCACCUCGUAUACAUCGAAUUUUUUUCACCGGAGCUCAAAAUUUAAGCCAACACAAUGAUGAUACUCAAAGACACACUGAAGUGGAUAACAAGCUCAGCAACAGUAUAAUAGACCUACAAAAGCUCCUAAUUUUUUUCGCUGUUAUUCUUGUGAAAUGGCUAACGUGAAUGCUAACCCACUUGACGCGUUAACUUCUGGCGAAGACGUGGCGGCGAAAGCGGUGAACAAGCGAUAUGAAGGGCUAGUUGCGGUCCGUACAAAAGCUAUCAAAGGGAAAGGAGCAUGGUACUGGGCUCAUCUCGAGCCCAUUCUGAUUCAAAACCCAGAAACAAACCUCCCUAAAGCAGUGAAACUCAAGUGCACUUUGUGUGACGCUGCGUUUUCAGCUUCAAACCCAUCUCGUACUGCUACAGAGCAUCUUAAGAGAGGCACUUGUCCCAAUUUUGGCUCUGUCUUAAGGCCCAUUUCACAAUUACCCCCUUUAGCUUCACCUUCUUCACAGAAUCAUCGCAAGCGAAGUUCACCACAAACUGGUACUUCGUCAAGUUCCCACCACCAAGUUGGAUUGGUGGACAAUUACAGAGGUGAAAUGGGCUAUUCACCAGUCCAAACAGCCCAAGAAAUUGUGGCCCACAUGGGUUUGAAUCAUCAUAAUCAUCAUCAGCAGCAGCAGCAUUUGGUGUUGUCAGGUGGGAAAGAGGAUUUGGGUGCUUUAGCUAUGUUUGAAGAUAGUGUAAAGAAGCUUAAAAGUUUGAAAGGUUCUUCCCCUGGUCCAGCUUUGAGUAAGGACCAGGUUGAUUCAGCUUUCAAUUUGUUAGCUGAUUGGUUUUACGAGUCCUGUGGGACAGUCACACUUUCAAGCAUUGAGCAUCCAAAGUUCAAAGCUUUCCUUAACCAAGUAGGCUUGCCCGCGGUUUCGAGGAAGGACUUUGUGGGAGAAAAGCUUGAUUCUAAGUUUGAAGAAGCAAGAAUGGAGUCCGAAACCAGAAUCCGCGAUGCAGCGUUUUUUCAGGUUGCUUCAGAUGGAUGGGGGAGGGAUAUUUGUAAGUAUGGGGAAGAAACUGUGAUUAAAUUUAUUGUAAAUCUUCCUAAUGGUACUAAUGUAUUUCAUAAGGCAGUGUAUAAGGGGGGUUUGGUGCCAUCUGAGUAUGCGGAGGAAGUCUUAAGUGAAACGAUUAAAGGGUUGUGUGGUAAUGUUGUUCAAAGAUGUGUAGGAAUAGUCGCGGAUAAGUAUAAAGGUAAGGCAUUGCGGAAUUUGGAGGUUCAAAAUCAUUGGAUGGUUAAUCUCUCAUGCCAACUUCAUGGAGUUAUUAGUUUGUUGAAAGACUUUAGUAGAGAGCUUCCACUUUUUAAAACUGUUACUGAUAAUUGUUUCAAGAUUGCAAAUCUUUUCAAUAGCAAGUCUCAGAUCAGAAAUCAUUUUAGGAAGUUCAGAUCAUGUGGCGUUGAGCUUGCAGGGUUGAUUAGAGUUCCUUCAGCUGACUGCAAUUUAUCUAAGAACUUUGGUCCUGUUAUCGCAAUGUUGGAGGAUAUACUAAGUUAUGCUCGAAUACUGCAGCUAGUAGUGGUGGAUGAUUCCUAUAAGGUCUCAUGCAUAGAGGAUCCUGUUGCUAGAGAAGUGGCCGAGAUGAUACAGGAUGUUGGGUUUUGGAAUGAUGUGGAGGCUGCUCAUUCACUAGUGAAACUGAUUAAGGAGAUGGCUGAUGACAUUGAGGCUGAGAGACCCUUAGUUGGUCAGUGUCUUCUUCUUUGGGAGGAGUUGAGAGCUAAAGUAAAGGACUGGUGUGCCAAAUUUAGCAUUACUGAGGGCCCUAUUGAGAAGAUAAUUGAUGCGCGGUUCAAGAGAAACUAUCAUCCUGCAUGGGCAGCUGCAUUUGUACUUGAUCCAUUAUACUUAGUGAGGGAUGCAAGUGGGAAGUACCUUCCACCAUUUAAACGUCUGACACAUGAUCAAGAGAAGGACAUAGACAAGCUUAUAACACGGCUAGUACCGAGGGAGGAAGCUCCCAUUGCACUAAUGGAGCUUAUGAAAUGGAGGUUAGAAGGGCUCGACCCACUGUAUGCUCAGGCUGUUCAAGUAAAGCAGCGAGAUCCAGUAACGGGGCGAAUGAAAAUUGCAAAUCCUCAGAGUAGUAGGCUUGUAUGGGAAACUUGCCUGAGAGUUCAAGUCGCUGGGUAAGGUUNAAAAGAGUUCAAGUCAUUGGGUAAGGUUGCGGUUAGGCUUCUCUUCCUUCAGGCGACCUCAUGCAGAUUUAAAUGUAACUGGUCCUUUAUGAGAUGGGUUUCUCUGCAAGGGAACUCGAGGGUUGGCAUGGAUAGGGCUCAAAGAAUGAUCUUCAUUGCAGCUCAUGCAAAACUUGAGAAACGGGAUUUUUCCAGUGACGAGGAGAAGGACGCGGAUAUGCUUACUACAGCAAAUGGUGAGGAUGACAUGUUCAAUGAAGUCUUUGUAGAUGCACACUCAGUUUAAUUUAUUUUCUUAAUCUCUUAACUGUUGUAGAAUAUUGAUAAGUCGGGUGUAUAAAUUCUUUAAUUUCUCUUUCCUCCAUUUGUUACUUCUAAUAGAUGGUUUUGGAGAUAUUGUGUGUAGACAAUAUGAGGAAAUUGAGCUCUGUAAUUCCUUCAAUUGCCUAUUGAUGAUAUAACAUCCUGUUACAUGUGAA
This is a messenger RNA of Nicotiana tabacum (common tobacco), 2863 nucleotides long. RefSeq lists its product as uncharacterized. The record is from RefSeq and is a predicted model, not a curated record. Lineage: Eukaryota; Viridiplantae; Streptophyta; Magnoliopsida; Solanales; Solanaceae.